ACCACGUUGGAGGCGGAGCCUGAGACCGUCUGGUUCCGCUGCUCUGCGGUCGCGGUCGCCCGUAGGAUCGUCUGAUAUGAGGAGAAAUGUGAGAGCAAACACUCCGAUGAGGAAGUGAAAUGAUAACAUAACGGCGCCUCGACUAAAGCAUUUGCCUGUUUCUUCGCUCUCUGGAUUGCAAUGCCGCCGCUGCGAGUCUUCACCCUGCCGAGGCAACAGUCCCUGCUGCUGCCUGCGGUCAUCAACCCGUUCGUGCAAGACACCAAACUCUCCAAAGCAGCUAUAAUUAAAUGUGUCCUCCUGGGGAUCUUCCUGGUCCCUAUUCGCGCUGUCCUUGUGUCCCUGGUUCUGAUGGUGACAUGGCCAGUGGCUUUCAUAAUAACCUUCAACCACCCUUUGAAAGGAGCCGAACCAAUGACAGGAUGGAGACGGAUCAUGUGUCGGCGAGUGAUGGCCGCCCUGGGGAGGGCAUACUACUUCAGCAUGGGCUUCAGAGUGGUGAUCAAGGGCAGGCAAGUGGACAGCAGUGAGGCCCCCAUCCUGGCUGUAGCCCCCCACUCCACCUUUUUCGAUGGGAUAGUGUGCAUCGUUGCAGGCCUGCCCUCCACCGUCUCACGAGUGGAGAACCUGGCUACACCUAUCUUUGGCAGGUUUGUGCGCUGUCUUCAGCCGGUGCUUGUGUCCAGGAAGGACCCCGACUCCAGGAAGAAUACAAUCCAGGAAAUCGAGAGCAGAGCCAAGUCAUUGGGACACUGGCCACAGGUUCUGAUAUUUCCAGAGGGAACAUGUACAAAUCGCUCCUGUCUCAUCACUUUCAAACAAGGUGCCUUUAUCCCAGGGGUCCCUGUGCAGCCUGUGGUUAUGAGAUAUCCCAACAAACUGGACACAGUGUCUUGGACUUGGCAGGGUUUCAGCUCGAAAACUCUGCUGCUGCUAACUCUGAGCCAGCUGUACACCACAGUAGAGAUAGAGUUCCUGCCGACACAUAUCCCCACAGAGGAGGAAAAGAAAUGCCCUCCUCUGUUUGCUAGCAGAGUGCGAGACAAAAUGGCCCAGGCUCUGGGAGUUCCAGUGACCGACCACACGUAUGAAGACUGCCGCCUGAUGAUCUCAGCCGGUGAGCUAACGCUGCCCAUGGAGGCCGGCCUGGUUGAGUUCACCAAAAUUAGCCGUAAACUCAACCUGAAGUGGGACAACGUGAGGAAGGAGCUGGAGGGCUUUGCGUCCAUGGCCACUUCUUGUAAAGGAGGACGGAUAAACAUCGAGGAGUUUGCCUCCUUCCUGAAGCUACCUGUCAACCCGGCCCUCGAGGAGCUGUUCGCACUGUUUGACAGGAACGGAGAUGGCACCAUAGACUUCAGAGAGUACGUCAUCGGCGUGACCAUCUUGUGUCGACCAGCCAACACCGAAGAUGUGCUUCGCAUGGCUUUUAAGCUGUUUGAUACAGACGAGGAUGAGAGAAUCACCCGGGAGGAGUUCACUGCUCUUCUGCGCUCAGCUCUGGGUGUGUCCAACAUAAACAUGGCCAAACUCUUCAAGGAGAUUGAUGCUGACGGCUCUGGUUUCAUCACCUUCAAUGAAUUUCAAAGCUUUGCCAUGAGCCACCCGGAGUACGCCAAGCUCUUCACCACCUACCUGGAGCUUCAGAGAUAUCAAGCAAUCCAGGAGGCGAAUCCAGGCGAGCUGGAGUUGUCCGGUCAGAUUUCAGAUAUACAGGAAGAGAGCGUCUCUGACAAAAAAGAUGACUGAGACUGAGGGAGACUCUCCUUGACUGCACUGAGAGACAAAACACUGUAUCCACUGCACUGAGAAAAUAAACAAGCAUAAUCUGCCCUCUGACUUUUAGCACACUCAUGUCAUUCGCCACAGCAGAGCCAUAUUAUAUAAUAGGUCAUGUGCUUGCCUUUUUAUAGAUGGUUUUUAGAGUGCUUCUAUUUUCAAUUUUAGUGCCUUAUAGAGAUUUCAAAGAAUCACUUCCCCAAGACACUGCACAAAAAUGUCGUAUUGCAGACUUAUCAUCCUUAAAGUUUUAUGUGUGCGUGUGGUUAUCUGUAUAUCAGGAAAAAAACGAAUGAAAAUCUAGUUCUAGAAUAAAAAGAAAAAAGUCCAUGUUGGCACGGAUCAGUGUUCUAACUUUUUAAACCCUGCAAUCUUAUAAUGUUAUUGAAAGUGUUUUAUGAUAUAUUUAACUGUCUCACCCUGUUUUUGACUUAGAUAGCGUUGUGUACCUUCUCCUUUGUCUUUGUGAUCCUCUGUAUACGAGUAAAAAAUAUUGCCAAACCAACACCUUUUUAAAUAUAAGCAAAGAGUCCUUGUUCCUCUGUGUUGCAGUAUAAUUAGUGUACAGUAAGCUUUAUUAAGAUCUUUGCAAUCUGGCAACCCGCAGAUGUUCCGUAUUAAAACUAUGUCUAGGAAGAGCAUACAUGCUGUGCAUUACACUUUUUUUUUCCAGUGCUCAGGGACACAGACCUUGUUUAAUUAGCCAGAGGUUUGCUUUGCAUGUGUAUCUAUUUGCAUUUCUACUGAAGACUGUAGUUGCUGAGACAGCAGCACGUCUACGCAGCUUUAAGUGAACUAAAGCCAACCAACCACUGAAAAUAGGGCAAUUUGUGAGCAAAAAGGAAAUGGUACUUCUCCACAACGGCAUAUCCCAGCGGGGUGUGCUUUCAGAUUAACUAGCGGCACUGUUAUUUAUUUAGCAAGGUGCGUUGCAAUUAUGUGAUUUCUUUUUUGUUAACACAGCAAAGUUUGCUUUUUAAAUAAAACAAGAAUGCAAUUUUAAUAUUGGCUCGGUUUUUAUGUUUACAACAGAGGGAACUUGUAAUGACUUCUGUAGACUUUGCUUAUAAUGAGGCUGUUUACAAUUAAGGGGCUAAAUCUGUACCUUUUUUAGUUCUCUAAACCACCACCAGGUGCCAGUAGUGACCUGCAACAAUUAAUAUGUUGUUGUUCUGCUUGUGAGCGCCUCUUUGAGUUUUAACCCUUUGUCAUUUUGGCCUGUUCUUUAAAUUAAUGGUAGAGCUAACAAUAAAGGAAGUUGGGUUAGGGUUUGUAAUGCACCAUGUAUUAGUAAGGGUUAAAGAUUGUGCAAGUGUGUGUGUGGAAAUGUUACAUUUAAUCAUGAAAAACAAUCAACUGUACAAAAGAAAAAAAUUAGUCUUGAACGUAUGCAUUUCAAGAAAUAUAUUUUAAAAUGGGGUUUAAUUCAUAUAAACCUCAGCAAUAUCUUUACAAAAGGCAUUUGCUCUGACUGUUGUGCUAUAUUUUCUAAUGUUUCACCAUUGCAUUUGUUCAUUUGACCUUUCUGGGCCCCUUUCUGUUUUCAUUACAGCUGAGGAAAUAGACUGAUUCUUGAAAUGGUGCAGUAUGUGUGUGCUAAUGAAACAUUUUAUCUUUAAAGAAACAUCUAAUGGCUAUAAUGAAUGAUAUUUGAAAAACAAUGUACUGUGAUGUGUUGGUUAAGAUUAUGCAAGUUUUGUUUUCAUAUACUAAAAGGCAUGUCAUCACAAAUCACAAUUGUAAAUCACAUGUAAAUAAGUGUACAAAGAAUAAACAUUUUCAUCUGA
This is a messenger RNA of Trematomus bernacchii (emerald rockcod), 3566 nucleotides long. RefSeq names its product lysophosphatidylcholine acyltransferase 2 (gene lpcat2). The record is from RefSeq and is a predicted model, not a curated record. The coding region runs from base 181 to 1749 and encodes 522 amino acids. Gene Ontology annotation, cellular component: endoplasmic reticulum. The transcript has 14 exons. Gene Ontology annotation, molecular function: calcium ion binding; 1-acylglycerophosphocholine O-acyltransferase activity. NCBI's taxonomy places the organism in Eukaryota, Metazoa, Chordata, Actinopteri, Perciformes, Nototheniidae.